Messenger RNA from Plasmodium berghei ANKA, 1710 nucleotides. RefSeq names its product protein kinase, putative. Gene Ontology annotation, biological process: protein phosphorylation. The record is from RefSeq and is a predicted model, not a curated record. NCBI's taxonomy places the organism in Eukaryota, Apicomplexa, Aconoidasida, Haemosporida, Plasmodiidae. Gene Ontology annotation, molecular function: ATP binding; protein serine/threonine kinase activity. The transcript is spliced from 5 exons. Gene Ontology annotation, cellular component: cytoplasm. The coding region runs from base 1 to 1710 and encodes 569 amino acids.
AUGAAUGUAAGACACUAUAAAAAAAGUAAUAAUAACAUAAUAAAAGAAAAAAAGAAAAAUAAAGAAAAGACCAAAGAUAAUGUAGCAAAUCAAAUUGAACACGUGAAGAGCCUCCCAUAUGAACGUACAGAAACUAUAGCAUAUGAUUCAAAUAAUGAAAAUAAUAAAAUCCAAACAAAUAAAAAAAUAUGGAAUAAUGAAGAUGAAGAUCCUUCUAUUCAUAGAACAAGUUAUGGCUUAGAAAAAAAAACAACUUAUAAUGAUGAUAUAUGGAAUUCAUAUGAAAGGCUGCCAACCACUCAAUUUUUAAAUAAUAGCAUUGAAGAUAACAGUUUGAAUAAUAAUAUUGACUAUGGUUCAUAUAAUAAACACGAUACUAAUGUUUAUAAUACACAAUUUUUUGAUAAAAAAAAAAGUGAAAUUUAUUUAAAUACAAAUAUCAAUGACGAUCAAACAUUAACAAAUGAUGAAAUAGAAAAGAGAACCAUGCGUACAUGCAAUAAUGUGAAAGCUACCCAAAAUAAUUUAAAUUUAAUAAAUAAAAAUAAAAAUCCUAUAUUAACCAAUAAAGAAUCAAAAUGUAAUAAAAUGCGCAUUCGAACUGAUCAAAAUUAUUAUGAGAAAAUACCCCUCAAAAAUAAAAAUGACCAUAUUAAAAAAAUGAAAAUCUUCAAUGAUUUGAAUUCUUUAACCGAAUCGAUAAGUGACAUACAAAAUGAAUCUGAAUCCCGAAAUGAUGAAUCUAAUGAGCCAAAUCUUAAGAAAAUUAUAAAACCAUAUGAUAAACCAGUGGCAGAAGUAAAUAAGCCAAUAUGUAAUGGAGUAACGAUAUUUUUUAAAGGUGAUAGACGAUUUUUUAAUUUUAAUAUACCACAGAAUGAAAUGAUCGAAAAAAAAGAUCUUGAAAUUAUGGAAUUUAUAAGUGAAGGAAGUUUUGGAGCUAUUUACAAAGCUAUGUGGAAUAAUCAAAUAAUUGCUUUAAAAAAAUUUAACUCAUCCAUGACUUUAGAGGGAAUGAGGUCGAUAGCCAGGGAGAUUAAUGCCUACAGAUCGAUUUCACAUAAAUAUAUUGUUAAGUAUUAUGGAGUCUGUAUAGACAGCGAUUUUAUUGGAAUAAUUUUAGAAUAUUUUAGUAAAGGGAAAAUAUUUGAUACUUUACACAAAGGAGAGUUUAAUUUAACUUAUGAAUUGCGUCUAAGAAUGUGUACUCAAUUGGCAGAAGUAAUGAAUUAUCUUCAUGAGGAUAAGAAAUUGGUGCAUCGUGAUUUAAAAACUAGCAAUAUUUUGUUUGAUGAUGAGUAUAAUAUAAAGGUAUGCGACUUUGGGAAAACUAUGAAGUUAUCAGAUAACGGAACGGUUAUAUUAGAAGACAAUGGAGGAUCCAUAGGAUACAUGGCUCCGGAAUGUUUUAUUGAAGGAAAUACAAUAACUGAAAAAUCCGACAUAUGGGGCCUUUCUUGCUGUUUUAUCGAAAUAUUUUUUAAUCAAGUCCCAUUUCAAAAUAUAAAAGAAAAAGAAGAUAUAGUUGUAGAAAUUUUAGUAAAUAAAAAAAAACCAAACAUUCCAAAAUGGUUCAACCCAGAGUUCACUGAAAUAAUCAAACGCAGUUUUAGCACUAACCCAUCGAAACGACCAUCAUGCAAAGAGUAUUUAAACUUGCUGCUAAAAUACUCACCAAAAACUAAUGCAGAACACCCUGAAAUAUCAUAG